This is a messenger RNA of Antechinus flavipes (yellow-footed antechinus), 14255 nucleotides long. It is a transcript of the gene TAB1, whose product is annotated as TGF-beta activated kinase 1 (MAP3K7) binding protein 1. Gene Ontology annotation, biological process: protein dephosphorylation. Gene Ontology annotation, cellular component: cytosol. Lineage: Eukaryota; Metazoa; Chordata; Mammalia; Dasyuromorphia; Dasyuridae. Gene Ontology annotation, molecular function: protein serine/threonine phosphatase activity. The record is from RefSeq and is a predicted model, not a curated record. The coding region runs from base 78 to 1586 and encodes 502 amino acids. The transcript has 11 exons.
AGAAGCCUCUCUAGCCUUCACUCUCCUCGGCGACUCGGCCUCGCUGGUGGAAAGGGAGGGGGUUGGUUCCCUCCAAGAUGGCGGCGCAGAGGAGGAGCCUGCUGCAGAGUGAGCAGCAGCCCAGUUGGACCGACGACCUGCCUCUCUGCCAGCUGUCUGGGGUCGGCUCUGCGCCAAACCGAACCUACUCCGCCGACGGCAAGGGCACUGAGAGCCACCCGUUGGAGGAUAACUGGCUCAAGUUCAGGAGCGAGAACAACUGCUUCCUCUACGGAGUCUUCAACGGCUACGAUGGCAACCGGGUGGCCAGCUUUGUGGGCCAGAGGCUGUCGGCGGAGCUGCUGCUGGGCCAGCUGAACGCUGACCACAGUGAGGCCGACGUGAGGCGCGUGCUGCUCCAGGCCUUUGAUGUUGUGGAAAGGAGCUUUCUGGAGUCCAUCGAUGAUGGCUUGGCAGAGAAGGCGAGCCUCCAGUCGCAGCUGCCGGAGGGCGUCCCUCACCACCAGCUGCCUCCUCAGUACCAGAAGAUCUUGGAAAGGCUGAAGGUGCUGGAGAGAGAGAUCUCCGGCGGCGCCAUGGCCGUGGUGGCCCUCAUUCUCAGCAACAAGCUCUACAUCGCCAACAUUGGUACAAACCGAGCGCUCCUCUGCAAGGCCACCGGGGACGGGCUGCAGGUGACACAGCUGAGCGCCGACCACACUCCCGAGAACGAGGACGAGCUCUUCCGCCUGUCGCAGCUGGGUUUGGAUGCGGGGAAAAUCAAGCAGGUGGGGACCAUUGGUGGCCAGGAGAGUACCCGCCGGAUCGGGGAUUACAAGGUCAAAUACGGCUACAGUGACAUCGAAUUGCUCAGCGCUGCCAAGGCGAAGCCCAUUAUUGCCGAGCCAGAGAUCCACGGAGGGCAGCCCCUGGAGGGCGUGACGGGCUUCCUGGUGCUGAUGUCAGAGGGGCUCUACAAGGCCCUGGAGGCGGCCCACGGGCCGGGGCAGGCCAAUCAGGAGAUCGCGGCGAUGAUUGACACGGAGUUUGCCAAGCAGACCUCCCUGGAUGCCGUGGCCCAGGCCGUGGUGGACCGCGUGAAGCGCAUCCACGGAGACACCUUCGCCAGCGGCGGGGAACGGUCGGCGCUCUGCCCGCAGCAUGAGGACAUGACGCUGCUGGUGAGGAACUUUGGGUACUCCCUGGGCGAGAUGAGCCAGCCCACCCUGACCCCGGCCCAAGGAGGACGCGUGUACCCCGUCUCGGUGCCGUACUCCAGUGCCCAGAGCACCAGCAAGACCAGCGUGACGCUCUCCCUGGUUAUGCCCUCCCAGGGCCAGAUGGUCAACGGCGCCCACAGCGCUUCCACGCUGGACGAGGUCACGCCCACCCUCACCAACCAGAGCCCAACCAUGACCCUGCAGUCCACCAACACCCACACCCAGAGCAGCAGCUCCAGCUCCGACGGGGGGCUUUUCCGCACCCGCUCCUCCCACUCCCUGCAGCCCGACGAGGACGGGCGCGUGGAGCCUUACGUAGACUUUGCAGAGUUUUACCGCCUCUGGAACAUGGACCACGGGGAGCAGGGCGCCCUUCCGGUGUCCUAGCACUGCCUAGGGAUGAACGGCUGAGGGCCCGGUGCCCCUCCCUGGCCCCCACCCCGGGGGGCCCUCGCCAGGCCCUCCUCCCCAAGCCUUGCCCUUCCCUUGUGAAGCCGGGCCCUUGUCUCAGGGCCCACCGAAGGGCUCUGUGGGCUCUCCCGGCCCCGAGGCCCCGGGCAGAGGCUGGGCAUGGGCAGCAGGAGCCGGCCCAGCCCCUUCCAAUAAACUAGCUUGUAUCACCUCCCGCUCGUGUGCUCUGGCUCAGCCCCUCCCGGGCCGCCCCACUCCCCAGGAAAGCCGGCUGUGCCUGGGGUUUUAUCCGCCCAAGGCAGCUCUCCACCCAGGCCCAGGUCAGUCUGCUCGGGGUCAGUCUUCACUUCCAGGGGCCGGGGGAGACAGGUCCGCCCUGGGGUGCUGGGAGAGGAAGCCGGGAACACUGGCAACAAUGAGGGACAGGAACAGCCAGAACCGGCCUCAGGACAGUGACCAGGGGCAGUGACCGGGUGGUUCUCGGACAUCCCCCUCCCUGCCCUCUCACAUCUGUCCUGGCCAGGGCUGUGGGCUCCGCCCUGCAGCAGACCCUCCCACCACCUCCCCUCUCUGCUCAGGAACCCUCCGUGGCUCCCUAGUGCCCCCGCGUGCAGCCCCUGGCUCCCAUUAACCAUCAGACUGGCCUUCGGCCGGGCAUCCCCAGCUCCAUGUUCCGCGCAGGCUGCUCCUUCCGCAGACCUCUCAGUCCCUGCCCGUCUCACCUGCCGCGGGCACGGCCUCUCGCCCGCUGGAGAUAAGCCUCGGGAAGCCUCGUGCCCUGGCACUGAGCUGGGUCCUUUCUCUGGCCCACUGACGUGACUUUAGUGUGGAGCAGUUUUUGAAAAAACGUUUCUCCUUUUAAGUUGUGUUUUCUCCCUCCGUCCCCGGCCGUCCCCCACUGAGCUAACAGGAAACACGACUCCGUUGUGCAGACGGUCACGGGAGCAUUUCCGCUGGGCUUUGUGGGACCCUCCCUGACGGGCCCUUGUGUGCUCAAACCCCUCCCCCGCCCCUUCCUGGGGCGUGUGAGUCUCCUCAUCCACCAUCUUCCCAGUUACAGUGUGUUCUUACAGAAGACACAGUUUUGACCCUGAGCGCUCCCGAAAGCUCCUGAGGGCUACACGUGCAGGGAGCGUCCUGCAAGGUGGGUGGGGAGGGGGCCCCGGGCCUGGCUCCAGCACUGAGAGGCCCUCUACCGUGGGAGCUGGCGGCCCUAGGGCCUGGUACCACCCAGGAAGCCCACAGGCGUCCGCAGUGAUGGAGGCGGGGGAGAAUCUCCCCUCGGCCUCUUCCCCCUGGGGGUCCUUUCCCCCAAACACUCAGUCGGGAGGGCGGGGAGCGCUCGCCCUGGCCUGUCUCCCCCCUGGGAGCCCGCAGACUUGGCCGUGUCCCGAGGGGUGCCCUGGGCAGGUGGGCACGGCCCCCGAGGCCCGAUCCCUUCUCUUUUGGAAAGCAGGAGGCGCUUUCCUGUAGCUGGGGUCACAGUAUUUUUCGCGACAGUCGCGGACCCCAGCUCUGUGCGAGGUCGUUUCCAGCUUUCUGUGCUGUGGCCUGCGUUGUGCCAUGGGGACAGCUAGGGUCUCCCUGUCUCCCCGGCACUUGCCUGCAGUGCGAGCCUGGCUGCUAACGCUAGCAGUUGCCUCAGUUUCCUCAUCUGCAGAAGGAGCUGGAGAAGGCGAGGGUUGGGGGGGGAGGCACACCGGGAGAGCAGCAGGGCGUGGUGGUUGCGCUUUCCCAGUUAGGCUGAGUGUGAUUUGGGCCGCACCGGCACGUUCUGUGGCUGCUUCCGGCCGCUGUGCCCGGGGCCCCUCCCAGGCCCUGAGCUCGGGUUCUAAGGGUCUUCCCCACUCUGGCCCCCGCGGCAGCUGCUCUGAAUGAGGCUGGGCAUGACCCACUGGGGGGAGGACAAAGGUUAAAGCCCCAAAUCCCAGCUGACCCACUCCCAUGCUCCCUGGGAGACCUGGAAGCUGGCAAGGCCCCGGCGGCGUUGUGAACCUCCUGAGAGACCACUUCCUGCUGUGCUGUCCCCUCCCGGGGGUCCCGGGCAGGCUCCCAGAAGCCCUCCGUCCGGCCUCCUGUCGUGUUCCGUGUACCUCCUACAGGUGCCGGGACCAGGGGAGGGGGCGCAGAGUCAGACCACCUGGGGAGGGCGUCACAGGCCGCCCGAGGCCCGCUGCAUCCCCCCCCCCCCAUCCCUGCCCAGAAAGCUUCACGGUCUCCUGAACGUGGGAGCCGCCUCCAGUGACCGACGAGUGGACGCACCGCUGGAGGAACGGACCCGGGCUAAAGGAAACGGCCCUGGCAGCUCCAGGGAAGCUGGUUCGCGGUCCCCCUCGGAGAGAGGGGCAAAGUCUCAUUUAUCCAAAGGCAAGAAGCUUUUCCUGGGACAUCCCGCUGGCGAUGAGGACGGCCCCUGGACGCUACCCGGAGCAGGGCAUGUUCACUCGAUGGUCUCGCCGCAGAUUUAACUUUGCAUCGAGUCUUUCACAUUGGAAGGGCCCGAGUCCCGCCCUGGACUCUUCCUGUGCUCAAAUCCAGCCUGAGCAGCUGUGAGACUCACUUCCCUGAUCUGCGAAACGCUGCAGAGGGAAGACUGCCAAGCAAACCACAAUGGAGCCACCAAGAGCCCGUAACAACUGAAGGACGACGUUUUAGUUUAUUUUAUCACCUGUUUCCAAAUUCUGUUUUAAUCCGGGUCGGAGCUGCACUCAGCGCCUCUGGCGUCGGGGACGGUACCUUGGACUUUGUGUUAGGAAGACUUCAGUUUGAGUUCUUUCAGACAAUUACGACCUGUGCGACCUGGGGCAGGUCAUUCCGCUUUUCUUCCUGUUGUCUUGACCCGGAGUCUAGCCCUGCUAAGGUUGGAAAGUUGCAGAGUCCGGUCUCAGGCCCACAUCAGGAAAAGCUCCUGAAAAAGCAUUCCUCUCCCCAAGAGGAACGGAAGUCCUCCUUAAUCACCCCUGUGCCCCACUACGAGGCCUUGGGGCUCACCUUGAAGGCCUGGGCCAGUGUUCCUUCUCACAGACCGGAUAAAAUGGACUUGAAGUCAAAGAAAGAACUGAGUUCAAAUUCUGCCUUGGACACAUGCCAACUGUGUGACCCUAGGCAAGUCACUUGAUAUUUGUAAAAUGGGGAUAAUAAUUGUAUCUACCUCCCAAGGUGUGUGAACCUUAGAGCAUUAUAUAAAUAUUAGCUCAAAUUAAGUCUGUUAAUAAUAUUUAAAGCAAUGAUCGUAUAAUUAUUAUUACUAUUAACUAACAAUUUAAAGUGAUAAUCAAACUGCAUUAUUUAUUAUUUUGAUUAUUAAAUUGUUAAUUAACUCAUUAAUAUAACUAUUGAUAUAGCAAUAUAUCAUUGCACUAUUAUUAAAUAUAAAUGGAUAUAUAAAUAUAAGUUGAUUUGAAAUGGUAGAUAUCUUGAAGGGAACCAGUUAAAAAAGGGAAGUGCACCCAUUAGGGAAAGCACCGAUUUACUUCUCGGGAAAUAUUCAGCCUGAAGCUAUCUGGAAUCAAGGAAGGGAAGGCUAACGUUCUCACCACGAUCUGCUUUGCCACAUGAAGAAACAAUUAUUUGCAAGUCAUGGAGCCAGGCUGGAGAACAAUCGAGAAAUCUGACCCUAGUCCAGCCUGCGGCGUCCCUGGUCCAAUAAAAACAACCCUCAGCCCUCCCCACCAAAACACAGUGUCUGUUUACCCAGAUGGACCGGCCCGCCCGUUGAGCGGUCACUGGGCUUAAUCCAGGGGUACUGAUGCCUGGGAGGAAGAAAUAGAUGUAAAUACCAGAUCAUUUAAGAACUAGAGCAUGCUCGCAACUAGGGUGAUGGCAGGAAAGGCUUCUGGAGGGAGGAAGUGUAUGAUCCCAACCUUAGUCCCUGGAGGGACGCCAGGGCGUCUAAGCUCUUAGCACAAGUUGUAAGUGGCCUGGAAGUGGAAUGAGGAGGCUGUGAAUGCUUUCCUUCAUCUAUUCUGUCUCCCUAGAUUGAAGCAAAAGUCAAGGAAAAGAGAAAGACCGAGCCAGGGACUGAUCUUGUUGAAGAAAGAAGGGCCGUUUCCUAGAGAAACCACAACGACCAAAAUUUUAAUUGAGUAGAAUAUAUGGACUGAGUGAUUCUUCAAAGAGCAGAGGUUACUGAGUGAUGUGGGAUGGAGACGGUGGUGGGAAAACCAGCAAGGUGUAAAUGAAGCUGUUGGGCUCCGAGAUCCCAUUUAUCUCUAUCCAGGAGGCUACGAUUCUGUGUCUCGUUGAAACUUUGCAUUUCUCCCUGCCUGCUAGACCUCUUCACACAGUCAGUACUUUUUCAUGUUUGUAGACUGAAGAUGUGUGCUCUUCCCAGACAAGAAAGCAUGGCAGAAUGUCCAUAGUGUUGGUAAAAUUAGCAUCUUUCCUUCCACUGCCUAGAAGAAAAAGCAAUGAUCAUAAAAUCGUCAUCGUGGCUUCUUCAAGAACAAGGUUCUGAAUCUCUUGGCUGGAGUAACUAGAUCAGCUCAGCAGAAGUGUGAUUCCUGCUCCAAAAUUCAUUGCUGUGAAUUGUUAUUAUUAUUAGUGAAGAUGAAGAUUCUUUCCUGCAGAAGGAUGGGGCAGAACUGGGAGAGAACCAGGAAACUCAUGGAUUGACAGACUUUUUAAGGACUUUUCAAGCAGUGAAUUGCUUGUUUCUGGCUUACAGUUUCAAGAGGGAACAUGGAAGAGACCAAUCUUACUUCAUAUGCUUUCUCUCUAUAUGUGAGACCCUGCUUCUAUUACAGGUGGGGGCGCUUUGGCUCUACCUACACUUUUUUUUUUAAUUUCUUUUUUUCCUGGUUAUAUCUGUACAUUCAUUUUUAAGACACAUUUCCUUAUGAAUCAUGUUGGGGGAAAAAAAAUCAGAACAAAAGGGAAAAAUCAUGAGAGGAAAAAAAACAGAAGAAAAAGAAAAAAAAAGCAAACAUAACUUGUGUUGAUUUACAUUCAGUGUCCAUAAUUCUCCCUCUGGGUGCACAUGACAUUUCCAUCCAGAGUUUACUGGAAUUUCCUUGUAUCACUGAACCGCUGAGGAGAACUGAGUCUUUUAUGAUCGAUCAUCACACAAUCUUGUUAUUAUUGUACAUAAUGUAUUCCUGGUUCUGCUUGUUUCACUCAGGGUCCGUUCAUGUAAAUCUUUGCAGGCCUUUCUAAAAUCAGCUUGUGCAUCACUUUUUAUAGAACAGCAAUAUUCCAUUACUUGCAUAUACCAUAAUUUAUUCAGCCAUUCCCCAUUUGAUGGGCAUCUAUUCAUUUGCUAAUUCUUUGCUACCACAAAAAGAGCCGCUACAAACAUUUUUGCACAUGUUCCGCCUACAUCUUUACAAAGGCUUUGUCAAAGCCUCUUAUGCUCUUCUUAAAAAUGAAAGCUAGACCACAAUGACAGAAUCAGAGCAGGUAUUAAAAUUCUAUUUUCACCAAUUUUAGUGCCCGGAGGGAAAAUCCCCAUCACCCUACUCUUGUUACUGCACUGGCUUCUUCAUUUGUAAAAAUAUUUGAAUGAGGACACAUGCCGAAACAUGCUACCCACCUUUGGAUAGAGAGGGGAAGAACUUACAGUGUAGAUUGGGAUUUUUUUUCCUUCGACUCUAUGUGUUUAUAACAGGGCUUUUGUUUUUCUUUCUAAAUGGGGAAAGGGACUUGGGAGGGAGAAAAGGUAGAGUUUUAUUGAUUGAUAUAUAAAAUUUAAUGAAAUUAACUAGUUUUUUUUUUUCCCAAAAAAGAAAAUUAUCAGAAUCCUUGCUCUUCCACCCUGAUGAGAUGACAAAUGUGCAUGAACCGAUUCUGGUACCUGGAAGCUUGUGUACAGAUGGAUGGUGGGGUACAGAUGGAAGGUAGCAGCACCUUGGGCGAGGGCCCUGAACGCCUCAGAAAGAGGAUCUGAGAUAGAAUCACAGCCGUCCAAUGAUUACCAAUGACCCGCUUGAGCUCCCAUUGCCCUUUGGCCAACAUGGAAGGUAAUUAGGCUGCCAUCUGCUCCCUGGGAGAGCCCCCAGAGCAUGUGGCAGGAAACAAAUAUCUAAGUGUUGGCUAUUGAAAAGAGCCAGCCUGAUUCAGAAAUGGCUUAGGUUUCAGUUUGAAAACAAAAAAGCAGAUUCUAAAGUGACAAGAAUUGGAAAGCCGCUGACAUCUUGGCAGGCUAAGUUACAGGUAUUAAAGGGGAAAAAAGGGGAUUUUUUUUAACAGAUGGAAGACCAGUCUUUUGUAGAGGAAGGGUCUUCUGGAUUUUGAAAAAAAAACCCUUCUUUGGUAAACUCGGGGAACCCCACAACUUGAAUAGGAUCAAAAUAGGUCAUGGCAAUCAAGGCAAAUAAGAAGGCAAAAUGAUGAGACAAGAAAUGAGCUCUUUGUCUCCAGGGAUAGCUAACCUGGAUGGAGGAAUGGUGUGGUACAAAUAAUGUCGAAUUUGGAGCCAGUUCAAGUUCGCAUGUAUAACUUGUCUGACCUUCAAUGAGUUUAUCUCUCGAUAUGGGCUUAAUUUCCUUAUCUGUUAUAAUAAUAACAUAUAAUAUUUAUUAGAGCACUUCAUUGUUAUUUGGAACAACAAUUUUGGUCCCCUUGCUCAAAUUAAUCAUUAUUCAAUUUAUUUUUAUUUGAUGGGUAUCAAUAUUAGUGAAUUAAACAGAACAGGAUUAAUGCUGUUACAAUAAGAGUUAUAAAUAAUUAAUCCAUAUAUUAGUGAUUAUAUUACUUACAUAUUGGCUAAAUUCAUCAUAUUAGUUAGAAAUGUAAUAUAAGGUUCAUUUGCUAGUGCAAUACUCUCAUCCCUAUGAAUCACUACCAUCUACUUCCUUGAGACCUUUGCUUCCAACCCAAUUUCCUUGGACCUUAGGAUAUUAAUGGUCAAACAUAAGGGUCUUAUGACCUGUGGAAAGCCCUGAGAUAAUGUUGAAAGGGACCUUUGGAAAGCCCCUGCUAAGAUGACCUGAAGUUGAUGAUCUGUGGAAGGUCUGUUGACAAAGUGAUUAUAAUUGAUAGACAUUACCUUUAGCCUUCUAUAAGAUUUCCCCACUUCUGGAAUUGACCAAUCAGUGAAUUGGAAUUCCUCUUUCUAUUUUUAGUGCUCUUCCAAGUGUAUAAAAGUAUUUAGCUCUUAAAGGGGGAAGGGGGGGGUCGAUCCCUGAUUGUGAGGAAAAUCUUGGACUCAUUUAAUUAUGCUUGGAGUUCUCAGUGAUUUUUGUUACAGAUUGGAUUUUUUGGGCCCAUGCAUUGUUCAGAUCUGUGAUUCCAUUCAUGUAAAGAACUCUCUAUAUGGAAGUACCAUUUCCCAAAGCAGGCCAAUAAACAAGCAUUUAUUAAGCACCUACUGUGUACUAGGAAUUAGAGAUACAAGGAUAAAAAUAAAUCUCUCCCCACCCUCAAGAUUUAUAUUUGAUUAUAAUCUCUCUGUAACGAUAUAAUGUUCAACAUGCUUAACUUAUAUUGCAUUACUUGCUGACUAAGGGAGGGACGAAGUAGGGAGAGAGAAAAAUAUGGAAUACAAAGUGUUUUUUAAAAUUUUUUUUAUGGUAAUCUUUAUUUUAAGAGACAGUGUAUUAGAGUCAAGAAAUUCUUGCUAUUGGGUAAAUUUAAGUCAUGUCUGAUUCUUCAUGACCUCCUUUUGGGGGUGGAACACAAGGUUUUAUAAGGGUGAAUGUUGAAAACUAUCUUUGCCUCUAUUUUGAAAGAUAAAAAGUUAUUAUAAAAAAAGAAACUAACAUAAUGUUCAAGAGUGGAGAAAGCAAUCCAGAGAUAAGCUGUAAACCCACCUCUAAGUCAUUACCAACUCUAAGGCCAGUCUACUAGCUAAUAGUGACUCAUGAUUUAUACAAGUUGCUGUCUGGUAAUAGAAUAGCAAAAUGAUUGAAAGAUAGCACAGUUUUCAAAAGAAGAAAUUCAAACUAUUAACAACCAUAUGAAAGAAUGUUCCCUCUGAUAAGUAAUAAGAAAAAAAGUAAAAGAACUGCAAGGUUUCAUCUGAAACCGAUAAGAUUGGCAAAGAAAACAGAAGAUAAAAAUGGUGAAUGUUGAAAGGGCUGUGGGAUGUUAGGCAAAGUAGUACGCUAAUGGUUGAACUGUGAAUUUGGGUCCAAUUAUUUUGGGAAAUAAUGUGGGAUAAUGCUAUAAGCCCUCGAAUACUAGGUAUCUUCUGACCCAGUGAAUACACUAUAUGUCAGUCAUAUAUUUCAAUGCCAAAGACAGAGAGAAAGGUACCAUGAUCAAAUGAUAUAACAUACAUAAGGCUGUAACUGAUCCAGAGUUGGUGGUAGUCGUGGGGAUGAAGGGGGACAUUGCUCCCUUGGUGAUGGCUGUGGGGAUAACAGCCUGGGAGUCUUGGGGUUGCCUUUCUCCCGAUAGGAGUUAGUUUUCACUCUUUGUUAAAGGUGGUGACAGACCCUUUCCCCACAAAGAUUAUUUCCCCUUUGAGAUUGUUAGGGGGGGCCAGGCUGGAGGGCUAGGAAGAGACAGUACUGUUGUUCCUAAGACUUCUUGUCUCUAUUUCAUCCUUGUGUUCUCUAUUUAUUGUGUAGUGCAGUGCCUGGCACAUAUAUUUAUGGAACAAAUAUUUGUUGAAUACUUGCUAGUUUGACUGCUAUCAAAGCCGUUUCCUGGCAACUGACCCUGUUUCUUACCAGCCUAAUAAAGUGUUGCAAGAACUGUAGGCUGGCAAUAUGGUGCAGAGCAGAGGACCUUGUUCUCAGAGUUUGGAUUCCAGUCCUGACUUUUCCACAAAAUCAUGGCCUUCAAUUAGGAAAAAAUCUUUAGAUUUUUAGAGAAAAAAAUCUAUCUUUCUAUCUUCCCCUUGGAGGACAGUGGGGUCUCUUUUAUUGAGGAGGUAGUAAGGAAGAGACUAGCUAAGUGACAUGAUCACUUAUCCUAAAGUACCCUAUGAUUUGGACUUUGAAAGCUGUCUAAUCCAAUCCCUUUAAUUUUAUAGAAGGAGAAACUAGGUAGGAUUCAGAAAGAUGUAGUGAUUUGGUCAGCAUCACAGAGAUAAGAAGUAGCAGAGAAGAGAUUUAGAAACUGAGAUUCUGAUUCCAAAUUCAGGACGUUUUCUAUCCAUCAUCCAUUCAGCUUCUGCUUAAAAAUUCCAGUGACUGGGAGCUUACUUUUUUUUUUUUUUAAGACACAGUUUCCUUAUUUUUCCCAGGCUGGAAGUUCAGGGAAUACUCACAGGGCCUCAGUUUCUCUCUUUGUAAGGCGAGACAAGAUGUUGAAAGUCCCUCCCAGCUCUAAGAAUCCAAGAAUGGGAGGGUCAGGGAAAAUCACAGGUUAAGUUAUAAAAUAGAAAGGCUUUGAUGUAAAGUAGGAAGGGCAUGUGGUGGGUAAAUUGAGCCAAGUUACAAGAACACCUAAGGGAAAAACCUGCCCUAUUCGGCCUUGGAUGCAGCUGUACCAACUGGGUUGAUAAUGGGACUAGCAGGUGGUAGCCAGGUGAAACACCAAGCAUUUGUUUUUUAUUGUUUUUUGUUGUUGUUUUCCACUUAAUAGUAUUUUUUCCACUCACAUGUAAAAAUAGUUUUCAUUUUUAUAAGAUUUUGAGUUCCAGAUUUUUCUUCCUACCUCCCUUCCUUCCCCCUUCCCCGAGACAGCAAGCAAUCUGAUAUGGGUUAUACAUGUACAAUCACGUUAAACAUAUUUUCACGUUGUGAAAGAAAAAUCAGAACAAAAGGGAAAAAUCACAAGUAAGAAAAAACAAAUAAGAAGGGAACACACUAUGCUUCAAUCUGCAUUCAGUUUCCAUAGUUCUUUCUCUGGAUGUGGGUACGUCAAGCCAUUUGAAUGGAGAAGGAAAGAGGAAGUGACCCAAAAUUUCUGAGAUGUGACCUUGUGACCGAGGGCAGCCAUUAUAGGAUUUCAUUAUCAUCAUAGGAUUUGGGUUUAUUGGAGGAGACUUUGAUCUAAGAGGACUUUAGAGCCCAUCUAGUUGAGCUCCUCAGUUAUAAAACUGUGAGGAAACUGAGAUCCAGUGAAGUGAUAGAACUUGGCUAAGGAGUGCUUUUGCUUUGCAUGAUUAUGCACAGUACUUGGUUCCUUGGGAGUUAUAACAGAGAGAAGAGACAGUUUCGGUGUUAAAUGUCUUGUCUGCCCCCCUAUUCCCCCCGCCAGGGAGACCAACCACUUAUGCGGUUAUCUUGGCUGAAGCUACCCCAGGAUUCACUGUGUGAGCUCUUCUGCAUUCUGUUGUAAGCGUUUUGAGGAUAGGAACUGACUUUUGCCUCUUUUUGUGUCCCCAGAACUCAACACAGCACCUAGUAGUCACUUAAUAAAUGUUGAUUGAUUAUUGAUUGUGUUACAAGAGGUGACUCUUGGUUCUCUAGAGCCACUUCCAUUCUAGUAGUCCCUACCAAGCUUGAAAGUAAAAGUGUCUGUGAUAGAGACAGAGAGAGAGAGACAGUGAGAGAAAGAGACAGACAGACAACAAGAGAGAGGGGUGGGGGAAGGAGAGGAGGGAGGGAUGGAGAGAGAGAGAGAAAGGGGGGAAGGAAGGAGAGAUGGAGAGAAAGAGACAGAGAGGGAGAGAGAGAGAGAGAAGGAAGGAAGGAAAGGAGAGGGGGAGAGGGAGGAGAGAAGCAGAAAAAAAAUAGGUGGAGAAAAUAGAGAAGAAAGAAAAAAGGAAAGAAAGAAAAGACUGCCAUUAAACCCUCUUAUAAAAAUGCCUAGAAGGAAUAUCUAACAAGUAGGAGAGCUAUAAAAACUAAAUGUUGAAUUUGUUUAUAUUGAAAUAUAUGUUUUGCUCUUAUUGUUCACUCAUUUCAGUUGUGUCCAACUCUUUGUUGACCCCAUUUUGGGUUUUCUUGGCAAAGAUUUUGGAGUGGUUUGCUAUUCCCUUCUACAGCUCAUUUUACUUUUUUUUUUUUUUUUUUAAUAACUUUUUAUUGAUAGAACCCAUGCCAGGGUAAUUUUUUUUUACAGCAUUAUCCCUUGCAUUCACUUCUGUUCCAAUUUUUCCCCUCCCUCCCUCCACCCCCUCCCCCAGAUGGCAAGCAGUCCUUUACAUGUUGAAUAGGUUACAGUAUAUCCUAGAUACUAUAUAUGUGUGCAGAACCAAACAGUUUUCUUGUUGCACGGGGAGAACUGGAUUCAGAAGGUAGAAAUAACCCGGGAAGAAAAACAAAAAUGCGAGCAGUUUAUAUUCAUUUCCCAGUGUUCUUUCUUUGGGUGUAGCUGCUUCUGCCCAUCUUUGAUCCAUUGAAACUGAAUUAGUUCUCUUUAUCGAAGAGAUCCACUUCCAUCAGAAUACAUCCUCAAACAGUAUCGUUGUUGAGGUAUAUAAUGAUCUCCUGGUUCUGCUCAUUUCACUCAGCAUCAGUUCAUGUAAGUCUCGCCAGUCCUCUCUGUAUUCAUCCUGCUGGUCAUUCCUUACAGAACAAUAAUAUUCCAUAACGUUCAUAUACCACAAUUUACUCAACCAUUCUCCAAUUGAUGGGCAUCCAUUCAUUUUCCAGCUUCUAGCCACUACAAACAGGGCUGCCACAAACAUUUUGGCACAUACAGGUUCCUUUCCCUUCUUUAGUAUCUCUUUGGGGUAUCAAAGGGUAUGCACAGUUUGAUAACUUUUUGAGCAUAGUUUCAAAUUGUCUACAGCUCAUUUUACAUAUGAGUAAACUGAGACAAAGUUAAGUGACUAUUUCAGGAUCACUUAGCUAGUCUGAAGCCACAUUUGAAGUCAUGAAAAUGAGUCUUCUUAACUCCAAGCCCAGUGCUCUAUCUGCUGUGCUCCCUAGAUGCCUAUAUUUACUUGUUACAUAUGCUUAUUUAUGUUUAUUAUAUAUUCAUAUAUUUAUCACAUUGAAUUUUUUAAAGCAGGCUGUAUGUAAAAGAGAACCACAGUCCUCUCCUUUUUCUGUCACAUUAUGUGGAAAUGCUCAUUUCAUUUGGUUGUUGUUCAUGUUGAUUGUUGGUUUAAUGUUUGUUGAUCGACCCACUGUCACCCUGAACCCUCACCUUCUCCAACUGAGCAGCUGCAAUUCCUUUGACCCAUCGUCAUCUGGCAAGGACUCCCAGCCCUCCAAAAGCACAGUUGCCAACCUCCUUUAAAGGCUCUCUAGUUUAUCAAUGUCUCUUUUCACGUGUGGUGCCCAGAACGGAAUCCUACGCUUUGUGAGCUGCCUCAUAUUUUGUUACAGAUCCCUUUUCUUCUCACCUGGAACGUUAGGCUAAUCCUCCCAUAGUACCUACCUCUCAGGAUUGUUGUGAGGAUCAGUGGGAUAAUGGACCAAGGUCAUACCCAGCUAUUGCCCCCCCCCCCCCCCCCCCCCCCCCCCCCCCCCCCCCCGGAGAAAGUAGAUUAGCUUCCACUUCCUUUUCUGUCCCCUGGACUAGGUGCAAAUCCCCUUAGAAUUUUCCUCCUUCCUGAUUGCUAGAACAGAUAAAGCAGUUUCCCUUAAUUUUUCCUUUUUACUACAAACUUAACCUUCAUGAAUAAACAGACAUUUCAACAAAGUGAAUGAUAUGUAAAACCAUGAAUCUGUUAUGUAUACUUUUUUUUUUUAAAUGAGGCAAUUGGAUUCAAGUGACUUGUCCAGAGUCACACAGCUAGUACGUGUUAAGUGUCUUGGUCAGUUUUAACUCAGGUCCAGUGCUCUAUCUGGAGGGCCCUUAGCUGCCCCUGGGUAUACUUUUUUUUUUAAGUAUAUUAAAUUGAACAGAACAGUCACAAAA